Messenger RNA from Drosophila albomicans, 980 nucleotides. RefSeq names its product kxDL motif-containing protein CG10681. Gene Ontology annotation, biological process: lysosome localization. The transcript is spliced from 2 exons. The coding region runs from base 88 to 741 and encodes 217 amino acids. NCBI's taxonomy places the organism in Eukaryota, Metazoa, Arthropoda, Insecta, Diptera, Drosophilidae. Gene Ontology annotation, cellular component: BORC complex. The record is from RefSeq and is a predicted model, not a curated record.
AUACUCAUACUGAUAGGGCUGGUAUUUAUAGACAUUAAAGUUUGCGGUCACACUGUGUGACAAACAAACUCAAACCUUUCGAUUGUUAUGGAAAAAACAAAUCCCAAUAACAUGGAGGACAACGCGGAUAUGACACCAGAUGCAGAAUCAUUCAAUGGAUACGGUUUCAAUAACUACACAGCUGCUGAAGCAUUCAUACAAGGACUAGCUGGCAUGGUCAACCAGGGCGACGUUGAGACAAUGAUUCGAGCACAAAAACAAAUGUUGCAACGCUUUGAGAAAACCAAUGAAAUGCUACUAAAUUGCAAUGCAUUGUCGCAGAGCCGUUUAAAGAGUGCUAGCGAGGAUUUCAAGCGGCAUGUUAAGCUAUUGAGUGAAAUGAAAAAAGAUCUGGAUUAUAUCUUUCGUAAAGUUCGCAUCAUUAAACAGAAAUUGCAGCAGCAAUAUCCUGCCAUAUAUGCCGAAGUGCAACCACAACGCAGCAGCCUUGCCGAAGAAGCAGAAGAUGAAACUGAAACCGCUGCAGCAGCCUCGCAGAAUGUGGAGCCAAGCAAAGUGAAAGCAGCUGCUGAUCCUGCUGCUCCCAAGAAGAGCGACGCCACUAUUGAGUAUGUGCAGAUGCAGGAGGCCAUCGAGAAUGGCACUGUCGAGGUGGAGAAUGAGCUGAUCAAGCGUGUGUGCUCCGUGGAGACGGCGAAUCCCAAUGACUCCUCCGACUGCACGUCAGAGGACACUGGUUGAGGCCAAUAUCAGUAUAUGGACUCGUUACCCAAGGACUAGAAGGUAGAUGCAGGCAACUUUUGAUUCGAUAAAAAGCAAGCGUUACAUGUGCAUCCGUCUACCUAUCUGACCAUCUGCGUUAGCACCUAGAUCUCAUAGUAUUCCACAGUCGAGCACACUCGACUAAUUCCCUUGUUUUAGAGAUAACAAUACUGUAAAUAUUACAUAUAUAUUUAUUAACUAGUAAAUUAUGUGCUAAU